Arachis ipaensis is the source of this 2322-nucleotide messenger RNA. Its product is annotated as RNA-binding ASCH domain protein. The record is from RefSeq and is a predicted model, not a curated record. NCBI's taxonomy places the organism in Eukaryota, Viridiplantae, Streptophyta, Magnoliopsida, Fabales, Fabaceae.
CAUACUCAUUGUCACUGACUUUAAUCAAAAUUAUAUUUUAGGUAUUUUGGGCCAAGGUGCAAAAAUCGUUAAGAUGCGUUGACUUGAUUAGGGUUUGAAGUUUGAUUGUGAAAUGAAAAUGGAGAAGUGUGGAAGCGAUUGUUUAGAGGAGCUCGUGAAGUUCACUCUCUCCAACUCUCAGAAUUACCAUAUUGCCCUUUCCACUGAAUUCUGCUCCACCCUUCUCAAAGAUGAUCCCACACAACCAUCUUCUUCACUCGAUUUGUUGGAAGGAGUGCCACUGUAUCCAUUGUACAAGCGUCUAGCAUUAGUUCUCUUGAAAUGCAUGGAUUCUCAAACGUUUUUCUGGACAGGAUCAUGCAAUUCAUCGGUGACUAAUGAAAUUGAUAAUGCUUCCGUGCAGAAGAAGCAUUCCGAGUGGCACAAAUUGAUUUUGGAUAAGAUAUCUGAGAUACUGAAUAUUUUGAAGAGUCUCUCUUUUGAAAUCCAUGUUCAAGAACCAUUUUUCUCACAGCUCAAAGAUGGCCUGAAAACAGUUGAAGGGAGGUGCGCCGGCGGCAAAUACAGCAGGAUUGGACUAGGAAACCUGAUUCUGGUAAACAAAUCUGUCGUGUUUGAAGUUCAGGGAAUACGUUGGUAUCCUACCUUUGCUGACAUGUUGGAGACAGAAAACCUCGGGAAAGUUCUUCCAGGUGUUGACAGUGUUGAAAAAGGAGUAGAAAUCUACCGGAGGUUUUACACAGAAGAGAAGGAAAAGUCAAAUGGUGUUCUUGCAAUUGGUGUUUCAAAACAUACCCUUCAACCAUACAUUCCUUUGGCCAAUUUAUUCUCUGAAUUAAGUUAUGAAGGUGUUCAAGGCCUUCUAGGGUUGAUGCAUACAGCAGGGACAAUUCCAGAUGCGCUUCCACCACCAAGAUCAACUCUAUUAGCAUCAUUUAGUUUGCUAUGCAAUCCAGAUGUUGAAGGUAGUUCCUUAACUCUUGGAGCUCGUGCAUUGGCCAAACAUGCUUGUAGGAGUAGCAGUGGUUAUUGGGGGUCCCUGGAUGGAGGUGAUUCUAAUAAGAAUAGACUUGCAAUGGAUGUAAUUAAGCGCCUAAUAGCACAUUGUUGUUGGGUGAAUAUGCAUGUUGUCCCGCCGCAUGGAACCGUGUUCGAAAUAAGGGUUGCUGAAGGAUAUGGCGCACGAUGGACAGAAGAUGGAAGCAAGUUUAUUGGAUUUUUAGAGCCCUACAUGGAAGAUGGUCACUCAAAAGGAUGGAAACACUAGUUCUGCAACAAUUAAAGCUUCGAAAUCGAAAGUGUUGAUGGAUAGUUAUGGGUAUUUGAAAGUACAAAUAUGGGGCCUUAACUGAUGGUAAAGUUUUUUUUAGUGUAUAUAAAUUUGUUACUUAUACUCAUUCUGUCUUUUAAACCGAGCAGACACAUAUCUCUUACCAUUCAAUGGAAUGUGUGGUAACCACAUGGGAUAAUGAGUCUGACUCUAUCUAAUGAUAAAAGAGUGUAUGUCAAUUCAAUAUACAAAAUAUUUCUCAUCCUUUUGCUUGUUGACUUGUUCGGUUCUUCCUAUUUUGUUUUGUCACUAAUUGUUGUCAUUUUCUUUUUCUUAAAUCUUAGUAUGGAUUUCCCUAUGCAAUAUAUGGAUCACUACCUAGCUAGUUCUUUGUUUCUUUCUAUAACCCCAAAAUAGUAUACAACUCAUAUUAUGGUGUACCACGCAAACCUCUUUGGUGUAUUUGCAAACACUUGUGUGAGGAAAACAAGUGGAAACGUCCUUUUUUCCCUUAAAAUUAAGCAUGCAAAGAAUGAGAUUCUUUGGCUUUAUAUAUAAGUUCUAACAUCUUCCUCCUCUUUUUCCUUUUCCCUAUAAUUUGUCCUUAUAAUAUUUUUAAAGUGAAUGAAUCUUGAUAGAGGGCACAGCCGACAGUGGUAUCUAUCAUUUGUUUUCUUUAAUAUAUACCUAAAGGAGGCGAUAGUCUCAAUGCAAUGCAUCACCAUAUGUUGUAAUGCAUUUACAUUUACAAAUAAUAAUGUUUUCUUGGAUUUAUAUAGUAGUAUAAUCUAGCUAGCUAGCUAUUUUGGUGCAAGCUGUUGUGGUUGAGGAUGAUGAUAGCAUGCAUGCAUGUGUGCCAGCACCACCACAGCUUAGCUUGAACCUUGGCCUGCCACUGCAAUGAGUAGUGUUCUAUUGGGUUGAACGGUUUGUAUUCUGAUCUGGAGGCAACUUGGGAGAAUACUAAACCUUGUUCUGAUUAAUUCUCAUAUUCUUUAAAGAUUGCAGAGUUGUUUGCUAUAUAUAUAUUCUAUUUCAACAUGUUGAAAUUG